Messenger RNA from Clonostachys solani, 1362 nucleotides. The record is from the annotation of a GenBank genome assembly. NCBI's taxonomy places the organism in Eukaryota, Fungi, Ascomycota, Sordariomycetes, Hypocreales, Bionectriaceae.
AUGAGUGUCUUAGAAGCUAGCGCGCCAGACAAAACCGACGAAUCCAAUCUUCAUGAGGAGCCGCCACGGUCUUUAAUCAGAGAGACACUGUUUGUCAGUGUCCUCUGCUCCUCACAGCUCAUGACCCAGGCGGGCCUCGCGCUAUCACUGGUACCCUUGCGAAUCAUCGGCGCCAGCUUCAACACAACAAAUGCCGGAGAGCUGAGCUGGUAUGCAGCUUCCUACAGCCUGACUGUUGGCACAUUCAUACUCAUCGCCGGGCGGCUUGGCGACAUCUUUGGACACCGACUGAUGUUCAUCAUCGGCUUUGCCUGGUUCAGCCUGUGGUCCUUGCUGGGCGGUGUCGCCGUCUGGUCGGAUCAAAUCUUCUUCAACAUAUGCCGGGCGAUGCAGGGUAUCGGCCCGGCAUUGUUGCUUCCGAAUUCGAUCGCCAUACUUGGCCGCACGUACCGUCCAGGCCCGCGCAAAAACAUGAUAUUCAGCCUCUUUGGGGCAACUGCCCCGGGUGGGUUCAGUAUCGGUGCCGUCAUGGCAUCGCUCCUAGCAGAGAGAGUUUGGUGGCCCUGGGCCUACUGGAUCAUGGCCAUAGCAUGUGCCGGGUUGGCCCUGAUGGGAUGGCUCAUCAUACCUCGAAGCCCGUCUGACUCCGUUGGCGAUAAGGACAUACCCACAAUGGCUCGGCUCGACAUCCCUGGUUCUCUUGCAGGGGUGACAGGGUUGAUACUGGUGAAUUUCGCCUGGAAUCAAGGUCCUGUAGUAGGCUGGGAUGUGCCUUACAAUUAUAUCCUCCUGAUUGUUGGGGUAUUGAUGCUAGGGGUAUUUGUGCACAUCGAGCUCCAUUCCAGAUGUCCGCUGCUCCCUCCGUCGAUUUUCACAAAAGAGGUAGGCUGGGUUUUGAGUUGCAUUGCGACUGGUUGGUCCAGCUUCGGGAUUCUGGUAUUCUAUUACUUUCAGUUCCUCGAGGUAAUCAAGGGCGACACCCCGUUGCUGGCCUCCGCCAAGUGGUCAGGGGUGUCCGUUUCGGGUGCGAUCGCGGCCGUGACAACAGGAUAUCUGAUCUCGCGUAUCCGGCCCUCGCUCAUCAUGUUGAUGGCGAUGGUAGCGUUUACCGUGGGCCAAAUCCUCCUAGCGACGUUGCCUGUGAACCAAACCUAUUGGGCGCAGGCCUUUGUAACCACCAUCAUCACACCCUGGGGAAUGGACAUGUCAUUUCCUUCUGGGACCUUGGUUCUAAGUAACUCCUUACCUCGAGAACAACAAGGCGUAGCUGCGUCGGUCGUCAACACAGUUGUCAAUUACUCCAUAUCUAUUGGACUCGGGCUUGCAGGGACCGUGGAAAGGUAUAUAAACAAAACACGAUAA